CUCGCCUGAGCUCCCAAUUAAGGCAAUAGUUAGCUGGAGCUAGCAGCACACAGCUCCUCUCUCCUCCUCCAUCGAUCGAUCGAGAUCGAUCUGUAGCGAGCGAGGUAGCUGCUAGGUGACGGUUUGCUGGAGGGCGGCCAUGGACAAGAAGCAGUACGGUUCGAAGGGCGGCGGCGGCAAUGCUCGCCGGAGCGCGACGGCCGGCGUCUCGGGGAAGCUGCGUCAUAAGGGGAAGCUGCAGGGCGGAGGAGGAGGAGGAGGAAGCAAUAAUAGGAGGACUAGGAGGGAGAUCAAGGUGGUGUACAUCUCCAACCCGAUGCGGGUGACCACCAGCGAGGAGGGCUUCCGCGCGCUCGUGCAGGAGCUCACCGGCCGCCACGCCGCCGACCCGUCCAAGUACCGCGGCGGUGGCGGCGGUGGCGCCAGCGGGGCGGACGCCGGGGCCGCGAGCGGGAGCGGCGGCGGCGGCGGCAGCCCGUGCGCCGAGAUGCUCCUGCAGGACGCGGCGGCGAUGGCGCCCAGCCCCGGUGCCAGCACGGUGGAGUCGUCGACGUCGACGGAUCACGGCGACGCCUCCGCCGCCGGCGGCCAGGCCCAGGCGGCGGCGUGGGGCGAGGACGACGAGAACAGCUUCGCGCCGGAGCUGAUCGACAACAGGUACUCCGUCUGCUUCUCGCCGCCGACGUUCCUCUACGGCUCGCACAGCUACGUCGACGACGACUACGGUGUGUAGAAUUUCUGCAGCAUUAAUAUACGGUGAUUAAUCCCAAUAAUUCGAGAAGAGAUCGAUUUUAUAUUAACUAACUAACGAGCUGGGCGUGUGCAUGUAUGUACUGCUCUUGUACGAGGAUUAUUUGUAUAGUAUGUGCAUGUAUAUAUAUACGUGCUUGAUGGAUCGGAAAAAAUCGAAAUAAUAUGUAAAUCGAUCUAAUUAAAUGAAAAUUAUGUAUGCCUCCAAAAAUUAGUGGUGUAUAGUACUAUGACGGCAAAUGCAUGUUUGUCGUUCUUGUGUGAGUUGUCUGGUUG
Messenger RNA from Oryza brachyantha (malo sina), 1026 nucleotides. RefSeq names its product alanine and glycine-rich protein-like. The transcript has a single exon. The record is from RefSeq and is a predicted model, not a curated record. NCBI's taxonomy places the organism in Eukaryota, Viridiplantae, Streptophyta, Magnoliopsida, Poales, Poaceae. The coding region runs from base 140 to 733 and encodes 197 amino acids.